ACCAUUCUUCAGAAUAAAGAAAACGCCAGAACUGUGUUGUGCGUUUCGCUUUAUUACUACAGGCCGACUCAUAUUAAGUCUGAGGCCGGUAACAUCAACAGUGAUGACAAACCCAGCCUGCCUCUCUCCUUCCACACUGAGUCCAAACCUACAGUCACUGGAUCCUGAUUGUGAAAGUGGAGCCCAGUUUGCACAGCAGGAUCCAGAGAUGGCAUCAGUGAAGCUGGAAGACUGCAGUCAAACACUGGAGCUGAAUGUCAACAUUAAAGAUGAAGAAGAAGAGGAGGAUAAGAAACGGACAUCUGUUACUCGUGGAGAUCAUGUUGAGACAUUCUCUACAUCCAGAGAGCAACAGCAGGAAAAUCACAGAGCUAAGAGGUCUCACCCCUGCCCACAUUGUGAGGAGAUUUUCCCAUUUCUAUCAAAGCUAAAAAUACACCUAAAAAUACACACAGGAGAGAAUCUCUAUUCCUGCACUGACUGUGGGAAGAGUUUAAAAACAUCACAGGCUCUGACAGUUCAUCAGAGAGUGCACACUGGAGAGAAACCUUACUCCUGCUCUGAUUGUGGGGAGCGUUUCUCUCAUCAGAGCAACUUAAAAACACACCAACGUAUACACACAGGAGAGAAGCCUUACUACUGCUCUGACUGUGGAAAAUGUUUCACAACAUCAACUGGGCUAAAAGUUCAUCAGAGAACACACACAGGAGAGAAGCCUUACUUCUGUCCUGACUGUGGGAGGAGUUUCAUAACAUCACGGACUCUGACAGUUCAUCAGAAAAUGCACACUGGCGAGAAACCUUACUACUGCUCUGAUUGUGGGGAAAGUUUUUCUCAACAGAGCAAUUUUAAAACACACCAACGUACACACACAGGAGAUAAGCCUUACUACUGCUCUGACUGUGGAAAGGGUUUCUCUCAACAGAUCCACUUAAAAUGUCACCAGCGAAUACACACAGGAGAGAAGCCUUACUCCUGCUCUGACUGUGGGAAGGGUUUCUCCCAACAGAGCAACUUAAAAUGUCACCAACGCAUACAUAAAGGAGAGAAGCCUUACUCCUGCUCUGACUGUGGGAAGUGCUUCACAACAUCAACUGAGCUAAAAGUUCAUCAAAGAGGACACACAGGAGAGAAGCCUUACUCCUGCUCUGACUGUGGGAAGAGUUUCUCCCAACAGGGCAGCUUAAAAAUACACCAACGUAUACAUAAAGGAGAGAAGCCUUACUCCUGCUCUGACUGUGGGAAGUGCUUCACAACAUCAAGCGAGCUAAAAUCUCAUCAGAGAACACACACAGGGGAGAAGCCUUACUGCUGCUCUGACUGCCAGAAGAGUUUCUCCCAAUUGGCUACCUUAAAAACACAUCAACGUAUACAUAAAGGCAAGAAGCCUCAUCAGUUGUCUCAGGCCAGUUAAGAUUAAAGUCACUCCAUCACUGCAUUCUCAUCUCAUAAAGGAAGUGGUAACAGUGAAUUUGAUAACAUUAAGACUAACACUCAUUUGUAAUCCUAUUGUUUCUCACUGACAACUGUGCAGAGGAAAGGGAGCGUUAUAGAAUGUCAUUGGAAAUAUAUAUUUUUUGGGGUGGUGCUGGAGAUGUUGAAUAUGACGUUGAAACAUUUAAACAUUUUCCUUUAAGGCAAAAACAAAAGGAGGGUGGUCGGUUGGUCGGGGUGGAUAGGUCAGCAUAUAACAUGAAUGUCUAGCAACCCAAAGGUUUCAUGUUCAAAUCUCAUCACGGACAACUUUAGCAUUUUAGCUAAUAAGCAACUUUGCAACUACAAUACAUGACCAAAAGUAUGUGGACACCUGCUCGUCUAACAUCUCAUUCCAAAAUCAUGGGCAUUAAUAUGGACUUGGUCCCCCCUCUGCUGCUAUAACAGCCUCCACUCUUCUGGGAAGGCUUUCCACUAGAUGUUGGAACAUUGCUGUGAGGACUUUCUUUCAUUCGGCUCGAAGUCAGCGUUCCAAUUCAUCCCAAAGGUGUUCGAUGGGGUUGCGGUCAGGGCUCUGUGCAGGCCAGUCAAGUUCUUUCACACCGAUCUCGAUAAACCAUUUUUGUAUGGACCUCGCUUUGUGCAUAAGAGCAUUGUCAUGCUGAAACAGGAAAGGGCCUUCCCCAAACUGUUGCCACAAAGUUGGAAGCACAGAAUUGUCAAGACUGUCAUAGUAUGCUGUAGCGUAAAGAUUUUCCUUCACUGGAACUAAGAGGCCUAGCCCGAACCAUGAAAAACAGCCCUAGACCAUUAUACCUCCACCAAACUUUACAUUUGGCACUAUGCAUUGGGGCAGGUAUCGUUCGCCUAGCAUCCACCAAACCCAGAUUUGUCCAUCAGACUUCCAGAUGAGGUGUGAUUCAUCACUCCAGAAAGUCCAAUAGCUUUACACCACUCCAGCUGACGCUUGGCAUUGCGCAUGGUGAUCUUAGGCUUGUGUGCAGCUGCUCGGUCAUGGAAACCCCUUUUUUGUGAAGCUCCCGACGAACAGUUCUUAUGUUGACGUUGCUUCGAGAGGUAGUUUGGAUUUCGGUAGUGAGUGUUGCAACCGAGGACAAACGCGCUUCAGCACUUGGCGGUCCCGUUCUGUAAGCUUGUGUGGCCUACAACUUCGCAGCUGAGCCGUUGUUGCUUCUAGACGUUUCCACUUCACAAUAACAGCACUUAUAGUUGACCGGGGUAGCUCUAGCAGUGCAUAAAUUUGAUGAACUGACUUGUUGGUAAGGUGGCAUCCUUUGACAAUGCCACUUUGAAAGUUGCUGAGCUCUUCAGGCCAUUCUACUGCCAACAUUUGUCUAUGGAGAUUGCAUGGCUGUGUGCUCAAUUUUAUACACCGGUCAGUAAUAGGUGUGGCUGAAAUGGCCGAAUCCACAAAUUUGAAGGGGUGUCCACAUACUUUUGUGUGUGUAUAUAGAUAUAGAGAGAUAUAUAGAUAACUCAGCAAAAAAAUAAAUGUCCUCUCACUGUCAACUGCGUUUAUUUUCAGCAAACUUGACGUAUAAAUAUUUGUAUGAACAGAAGAGUCAACAACUGAGACAUAAACUGAACAAGUUCCACAGACAUGUGACUAACAUAAAUUGAGUAAUGUGUCCCUGAACAAAGAGGAGGGGGGUCAAAAUCAAAAGUAACAGUCAGUAUCUGGUGUGGCCACCAGCUGCAUUAAGUACUGCAGUGCAUCUCCUCAUGGACUGCACCAGAUUUACCAGUUCUUGCUGUGAGAUGUUACCCUACUCUUCCACCAAGGCACCUGCAAGUUCCCGGACAUUUCUGGGGGGGAAUGGCCCUAGCCCUCACCCUCCGAUCCAACAGGUCUCAGACGUGCUCAAUGGGAUUGAGAUCCGGGCUCUUCGCUGGCCAUUCCUGUCUUGCAGGAAAUCACUCACAGAACGAGCAGUAUGGCUGGUGGCAUUGUCAUGCUGGAGGGUCAUGUCAGGAUGAGCCUGCAGGAAGGGUACCACAUGAGGGAGGAGGAUGUCUUCCCUGUAAAGCACAGCGUUGAGAUUGCCUGCAAUGACAACAAGCUCAGUCCGAUGAUGCUGUGACACACCGCCCCAGGCCAAUGACGGACACUCAACCAAAUCGAUCCCGCUCCAGAGUACAGGCCUCGGUGUAACGCUCAUUCCUUCGACGAUAAAUGCAAAUCCGACCAUCACCCCUGGUGAGACAAAACCGUGACUAGUCAGUGAAGAGCACUUUUUUCCAGUCCUGUCUGCGACGGUUGGUUUGUGCCCAUAGGCGACGUUGUUGCUGGUGAUGUCUGGUGAGGACCUGCCUUACAACAGGCCUACAAACCCUCAGUCCAGCCACUCUCAGCCUAUUGCGGACAGUCUAAGCACUGAUGGAGGGAUUGUGCGUUCCUAGUGUAACUCGGGCAGUUGUUGUUGCCAUCCUGUACCGCAGGUGUGAGGUUCGGAUGUACCGAUCCUGUGCAGGUGUUGUUACACGUGGUCUGCCACUGCGAGGACAAUCAGCUGUCCAUCCUGUCUCCCUGUAGCACUGUCUUAGGCACCUUACAGUACGGACAUUGCAAUUUGUCUUCAUGCCUCCUUGCAGCAUGCCUAAGGCACGUUCACGCAGAUGAGCAGGGACCCUGGGCAUCUUUAUUUUGGUGUCAGUAGAAAGGCCUCUUUAGUGUCCUAAGUUGUCAUAACUGUGACCUUAAUUGCCUACCGUCUGUAAGCUGUUAGGGUCUUAACGACCGUUCCACAGGUGUAUGUUCAUUAAUUGUUUAUGGUUCAUUGAACAAGCAUGGGAAACAGCGUUUAAACCCUUUCCAAUGAAGAUCUGUGAAGUUAUUUGGAUUUUUACGAAUUAUCUUUGAAAGACAGGGUCCUGAAAAAAGGAAGUUUAUUUUUUUGCUAAGUUUAUAUAGUGUACUCAGCAUGUUAGGUUAGCAUGUAACUAUUUAGCAUGCUAAUUUAUGUUAACAACCUCAAAUUGGAAUAAGUAAAAUAUUAUACGUAUUGCAUAUUCAUAACAAUUGUACAUAACAAAUUCAUAUGAAUUGUAAUUCGUAACAUACUAUAUUCGUAACGACUCAUAUACAUUCGUAGGCCAAUGUAAUGUAACAUAAUAUACUGGUAUCAUACUAAAGUGAGCGGUAUGGAUUUUUGUAAGAUAUAAUACGUUUUGAUCUGACAGCAAGUUGUCUCAGAGCUUUGACCGUUGUUGCAUCUGUGGGUCGCUCUGGAUGGGAGUCUGUCAGAUGACUAAUGUGAUGUAGAUGUCGAGCGGCUUCGCUGCAAAUAGAUUGUAUGUUUUAAAUAUUCAACAAUGAUAAUAAAUAAAAUAAAAAGUUAUUCCCCUGCAGGUAGAGAUGGUGUGAUGAUCAGUUCUCUGUGGGAAUUAGUUAGUAGAUACAUGUAUCAGAUAGAGAUGGUGUGAUCAGUUUUCAACAUUAGUUUGGGUGGAUUCUUUUUUUACUACAUAAUGACUUUUGUUUAAUGAUACACAGGCUAUGAAAUGACUAGGUGUUUAUUACAUUGUCUUAUAAAACUAGAUUGAUUACUUUAGUCAUUGAUACAUUUAUUUGGAUAACUGCAAUUAAUGUAAUUGUUCUGCCUAUGAAAAAUAAACAUUCUACAUGAAUUUGU
Salvelinus fontinalis (brook trout) is the source of this 5087-nucleotide messenger RNA. Its product is annotated as gastrula zinc finger protein xLCGF3.1-like. The transcript has 3 exons. NCBI's taxonomy places the organism in Eukaryota, Metazoa, Chordata, Actinopteri, Salmoniformes, Salmonidae. Gene Ontology annotation, cellular component: nucleus. The record is from RefSeq and is a predicted model, not a curated record. The coding region runs from base 104 to 1414 and encodes 436 amino acids. Gene Ontology annotation, biological process: regulation of transcription by RNA polymerase II; central nervous system development. Gene Ontology annotation, molecular function: RNA polymerase II cis-regulatory region sequence-specific DNA binding; DNA-binding transcription activator activity, RNA polymerase II-specific.